This is a messenger RNA of Suncus etruscus (white-toothed pygmy shrew), 1264 nucleotides long. RefSeq names its product elongation factor 1-alpha 1-like. The transcript is spliced from 2 exons. Lineage: Eukaryota; Metazoa; Chordata; Mammalia; Eulipotyphla; Soricidae. The coding region runs from base 1 to 1158 and encodes 385 amino acids. The record is from RefSeq and is a predicted model, not a curated record. Gene Ontology annotation, molecular function: GTPase activity; GTP binding.
AUGGGCCUGCUCUUGCUUAUUGUUGGCGUUAACAAAAUGGAUUCCACUGAGCCACCCUACAGCCAGAAGAGAUAUGAGGAAAUUGUUAAGGAAGUUAGCACCUACAUUAAGAAAAUCGGCUACAACCCACAUACCGUAGCAUUUGUGCCAAUUUCUGGUUGGAAUGGUGACAAUAUGCUGGAGCCAAGUGCUAACAUGCCAUGGUUCAAAGGAUGGAAAGUCACCCGUAAAGAUGGCAGUGCCAGUGGAACCACACUUCUUGAAGCCCUGGAUUGCAUCCUGCCACCCAUUUGCCCAACUGACAAACCCCUGCGCCUGCCCCUCCAGGAUGUGUACAAGAUUGGAGGUAUUGGUACUGUCCCUGUGGGCCGAGUUGAGACUGGUGUUCUCAAACCUGGCAUGGUGGUCACAUUUGCUCCAGUCAACGUUACAACUGAAGUUAAGUCUGUUGAAAUGCACCAUGAAGCUCUUAGUGAAGCACUUCCUGGGGACAACGUGGGUUUCAAUGUCAAGAAUGUAUCUGUUAAGGAUGUUCGUCGUGACAAUGUGGCUGGUGACAGCAAAAAUGACCCUCCAAUGGAAGCAGCAGGCUUCACUGCUCAGGUGAUUAUCCUGAACCAUCCAGGUCAAAUCAGUGCUGGCUAUGCACCUGUGCUGGAUUAUCACACAGCCCACAUUGCUUGCAAGUUUGCUGAGCUGAAGGAGAAGAUUGAUCGUCGUUCUGGGAAAAAGCUGGAAGAUGGCCCUAAAUUCCUGAAGCCUGGUGAUGCUGCCAUUAUUGAUAUGGUGCCUGGCAAGCCCAUGUGUGUGGAGAGCUUCUCUGACUACCCUCCCCUGGGUCGUUUUGCUGUUCGUGACAUGAGACAGACUGUUGCUGUGGGUGUCAUCAAAGCAGUGGACAAGAAGGCAGCUGGAGCUGGCAAGGUUACAAAGUCAGCCCAGAAGGCUCAGAAGGCUAAAUUAAUAUUAUCCCCAGUACCUGCCACCCCAGUCUUAAUCAGUGGUGGAAGAACGGUCUCAGAACUGUUUGACUCAAUUGGCCAUUUAAGUUUAAUAGUAAAGGACUGGUUAAUGAUAACAAUGCACAGAAAAACCUUCAGAAGGAAAGGAAAAUGUUUUGUGGACCAUUUGUUUUUUGUGUGUGCGUGGCAGUUUUAAGUUAUUAGUUUUUAAAAUCAAUACUUUUUAAUGGAAACAACUUGACCAAAAAUCUGUCACAGAAUUUUGAGACCCAUUAAAACAAAGUUUAAUGAAAAAAAAAAAA